Molecule: messenger RNA, 1311 nt
Organism: Tympanuchus pallidicinctus (lesser prairie-chicken)
Lineage: Eukaryota; Metazoa; Chordata; Aves; Galliformes; Phasianidae
Gene: FGF16
Product: fibroblast growth factor 16
Exons: 4
Coding region: 26-742 (238 amino acids)
Biological process (GO): positive regulation of cell population proliferation; positive regulation of endothelial cell chemotaxis to fibroblast growth factor; animal organ morphogenesis
Cellular component (GO): cytoplasm
Molecular function (GO): fibroblast growth factor receptor binding; growth factor activity
Source: RefSeq, a predicted model, not a curated record
CGGGGCCGGCCCUGGCCGCGGCCCCAUGGCCGAGGUGGGCGGCUUCCUGGGCGCGCUGGACCCCGACCUGCACGGCUUCCCCCCCGCGCUGGGCGGGCUGCCCCUCGCCGACUCGCCCGGCUUCCUCAACGAGCGCCUGGGGCAGAUCGAGGGGCGGCUGCAGCGGGGCUCCCCCACCGACUUCGCGCACCUCAAGGGCAUCCUGCGGCGGCGGCAGCUCUACUGCCGCACCGGCUUCCACCUGGAGAUCUUCCCCAACGGCACGGUGCACGGCACCCGGCAGGACCACAGCCGCUUCGGGAUUUUGGAGUUCAUCAGCCUGGCGGUGGGGCUGGUUAGUAUCCGUGGAGUGGAUUCAGGACUCUACCUCGGCAUGAACGAGAGAGGCGAGCUGUAUGGGUCGAAGAAGCUCACAAGGGAAUGUGUUUUCCGAGAGCAGUUUGAAGAGAACUGGUACAACACGUACGCCUCCACGCUCUACAAGCACGCGGACUCGGAGAGGCAUUACUACGUGGCUCUGAACAAGGACGGCUCCCCCCGCGAGGGGUACAGGACUAAGAGACAUCAGAAAUUCACUCACUUUUUACCAAGGCCCGUGGACCCUGCUAAAAUACCUGCAAUGUACAGAGACCUCUUCCACUACAGGCUUUGGAUGGUAAAGAUAAAUUUUAUAAACUGGUACAAGGGCAACAUCACAAGUGCAGCUGGAACGGAGCUGGUAAGCGUGAGCCCACUGGAAUGAGUGGCUGGACAUCCAACAAACCCUGGAACUGCAGAUCCGGUCCUGUGAGGCAGCAGGGACAAAAGAGGUCCUCAGGCCAAGCACCAGCACAGUGCAGCCCAUGGAGACCCAGAUGGGAUUGCUCAGGAGCUCGCCUCACUGCUGCGCAAAGGAACCUCGCUGGCACAGCCAGCGCCCUCACGUCCUUGCUGGGGUUGUCCUUACCACAGCUUCAUUUCUCACACCGCAGUUUCUCAGCCUCCACUUUGCAAAGCCGUUUGGGUGAAACUUCAGCCUCUUCAGCUCUACUCCCCGUUCCCAGAAGGAACAAUCCGGCUCCUUCGUAGCCCACGUACCGCUAGCGAGGCGGCCGCUCUGGGGCCCGGCGCUCCUGGCCACCUUCUGUCCUCUCUGCCACCUCCCACGUCCCCGCUGCAGCAUUUGCUACCCAACGUCCCAGCCGGUGCCGCAGCUGUCACAGACAACAGUCUGCAGAUUGCAAUGAAAAGAUUAAAGGAGCUUUACCUUGAAUGAUCUAGACAUGGAGGAAUUUAAUCCCGUGUUUGAAAUAAAAAAUGUUUAUUUACCUU